GAGGACCUCGUGGUUCGACGCUGUCCCACCGUAAGGAAACUUGACGUGCACCGCCAUGCAUUCGAGGCCGAAAUCCCGGGUGUCCCGGCUUGCCCGGGACACAACGGUCAGUAGGCAGGCCGUGCGAGAGAAGAUUCACAGGGAGUUCGAGGCCUUGUCGGUCGCCGCCCUCCAGUCGCGGUCUGUGGCGGUGGAGCCGCUGCCGCCGAUGCCGAGGGUGCCCAAGUCCAAAAAGGUGGACGGCAUGCGUCUCCUCGUCCUGUUCACGCGCACGAUAGGGCUGUGCCCCGUGUACCGGGAGAGCGUCUCGUCCAGGGUGCCGCUGACGCCGACGUCCCCGCCGGGCGACGACGAGGUCCCGCGCACCAACGGCCUGCCCCAGUACAAGCCGUCGCUGGCGUGGACCGCGUACUCGUGUCUCCUGUUUCUGGCCCUAAUGGUCAUCGACGGAUUCCUGUGCUUCGAAGGGCUCAGGGCCCUCAGGGACCCGGACAUCGCCACGGGGCUGAUCAACGUGAUGAGCGCGGUGGCGUACGCGGCGUCCUUCCUGAGCGCCGUGGCCAUGGUGGCGGGCGCCGUGCGCAAGUACCGCCUGCUGCCCCGCCUGCUCAACUGGCCCGUGUGCCCGGGCGCCAUCGCGCACCCCACGCCCAAGACGUUGCUCUACUUCUUCGGCCCCUACGCCGUCGCAUACGUCUACACCGACUACGGUUUCGUGAUGAGAGAGCCGAGCACCGCCAUCCUGCUGCUGGUCGUCAUCACCGGCCUCUUGGAGCGCUUCAACCUCAUGUUCCUGGCGGGGCGCGCGCGCCUGUGCUUCGCCGCCGUCAACGAGGAGCUGAGGCAGCUGGGCAGCUUGUUCCGGGACCGCAUGCGCCUGCACUACGUGCCGGACGCGGCGGCCAAGAUAGCGCAGCUGCGCGUCCAGCACGCGGGGAUCGCCACUUACGCCGAACUGUUGAACACGGCCUACGAGCUGCAGAUCGCCGGCAUCCUCCUCUACGACUUCGGGACAACCGUUCUCACGAGUUAUCAGUUCAUCGUCUUCCUGUCCCGAGGUGAUCAGCCGACAGACGAACGACAAGAGGCGACCGUCUUAUUUUUCAAUACCAUGUACAGCGCGGUAUCCACCGUCUCCCUCUGCCAGGCGUGUUACUGGAUGCACAGGCUGGGCAUGCAGACGCACGCCUUGGUUCACAAAGCCCUCAGCAACAUAGCGAUUAGUGAAGAGGAAAGUCUUCAGCUGACCAUCUUUUCCAUGCAGCUGAUGCACCAGAAAUUCAAUAUGUCACCGCUUGGCAUAUUCAUUCUGGAUAACUCGCUUCUGGCCUCGUUGAGCCUGGGAGUGGUCAUGUACGUCCUGGUGCUGUUCCAGUUUGGCUCUCCAGCCACUGGUCCCGUCCCCACCACCCCUACGCCUUUGAACUCGACGCUCGACUCGACGCUCGACCCGACGUUCUGACCAACAGCGGCUGACGCGCUCGACGAGCUUCAUGCCCCUUACUCACGUUGCUGCAG
This is a messenger RNA of Frankliniella occidentalis (western flower thrips), 1518 nucleotides long. RefSeq lists its product as uncharacterized. Bases 56 to 1462 code for a protein of 468 amino acids. Lineage: Eukaryota; Metazoa; Arthropoda; Insecta; Thysanoptera; Thripidae. Gene Ontology annotation, biological process: sensory perception of taste. The transcript has 9 exons. Gene Ontology annotation, cellular component: neuronal cell body; axon; membrane. The record is from RefSeq and is a predicted model, not a curated record.